Paramisgurnus dabryanus is the source of this 5641-nucleotide messenger RNA. NCBI's taxonomy places the organism in Eukaryota, Metazoa, Chordata, Actinopteri, Cypriniformes, Cobitidae. The record is from RefSeq and is a predicted model, not a curated record.
UUUACUUUACGGUUACUUUUACUACACAAACCCGAACACAAAUCUGAGCAAUGCUGCCAGCGGUCACGCGAACACAUACACACACAGGGGGCGCGCGCUAAAUCAAUAACUGAACAGUGGCAGUGCUGGAAGAUCGUAUCACUCCGCAUGAUUUGGACACCAUUAGAUAGAUGUUCAUUCAAACGUCAGAUGAAAAGACUUCCUGAACGCGCAUGUAGCCUACACGAGCGCAGCAGGUUAGUAACUGCUGUCGCGUAAUUGUUGCCGUAUUGAGCGAAUUAUUUAGCGAUUUGUCAUUAUUUUUAGACAAAUCGUAUUUAACAGACCAGCUCCAGAUGGGUCAUGUCAUUAUAAAGUGUAUUAUGAGAAACUAACGGAAUGUUAUUUCAAGAACUUCCUUAAAGAGGCGGUGCGUAAGGACCCUUUUCCAUGGAAAAAUAUCUCAUCUCAGAGAAACUCUAUAACAGAUUUCCAGUUUAUUUUUGCUAGAGCGGCAGAUUCCAGAAUGAUCUCCACCUGUUUAUAAACAUUAACAUCACUCACAAACAAGGGAACAUGGAGGGCAUUUGUUUUGAGGUCAAACCUGGAAGUGACCUGGUCGGAGGUUGCUCUCCCUGUACCCUCACACCAACACGUACCAGGUCGGACGAUACGCAAAAGGAAGAAGAAGUGGAGAUUCAGUACAGUUUAACUAUGGUUGGCUCAUUGCCCAUCCAUCCACAGACCACCAUGGCCAUGCUGCCCUGGGUGGUGGCUGAGAUACGGAGACCAAAGCAGAUGGAGAAGAACAGAAGCCCUGGAUUCACUGGAGCCCAGGUUCGAGAUCGACCUGUGGUGCUAAAGAUUUCAGCCAGCUCAGUGCGUUGCGUUCUGGACACAGCCGGGCCGGGGAAGCCAUGGGACCCAUUGCAACAUAUGGUUCUGUUCGAUCACCCGCCUCAUCUUAUCACCAAACUCAUUCACAACAGCCAGGAACCGAGCUACUUCGGCUGUCUGCUCAGAAAAGAGAGGACUGCAGCUUGCUAUGUUUUCCGUUGCCAGGACCAGCUGCAGGUUCCAGAGAUCAUCAGCACUCUCAGGCAGGCUGGCAAAAGUUCUGCCCGGCAAGAAGACGCCCAUUCAUUUCUGCCAAACAACAGCCAGCCGGACGGCUUCUGCUCAACGGGAGCUGAUGCCGCAACAGCAUUCGCUAAAAAGUUUGAGGUGUUGUUCUGCGGGCGAGUGGUGGUGGCCCAUAAGAAAGCUCCGCCUGCAUUGAUAGAUGAAUGUAUCGAGAAGUUUGGACGUGCCAGUGUGACAGGCUCGAUCGCAGCAGGCUUCAGACGAGCAUUCUCGCUCACACAGAUGACAAAUGGAGCAAGUGAUGGAGCAGACGGAGGUGGAAAGGGACCACUAUUUUUUAAAAGAGAUCCCAGUUUUCCAUCUCUCCAUGGGCUGGAUGAGAACGGUCUCUCACCGGAGCUCCAGCGACGGGCUACGGAUGGUGCUGCUGGGGUCCAACCCACUAGCUUGCAGGAAAACAGAACCAUGCUGUUCACAAUCGGGCGCUCUCAAAUCUUCCUCGUAAGUCCUGACACUAAGAAGGUGGCCAUAGAGAAAAGCUUCAGAGAGAUCUCCUUUUGUUCACAGGGUAUUCGUCAUGUGGACCACUUUGGCUUCAUAUGCAGGGAGACGGUGGAGAAUGGAGGCUGUCAGUUUGUCUGCUAUGUUUUCCAGUGCGCUAACGAAUCACUGGUGGAUGAGAUCAUGUUGACGUUGAAGCAGGCGUUCUCUGUUGCCGCGCUGCAGCAGAACAGUAGGACCCAGAGUCAACAGUGUGACAGCUGUCCCCUGCAGCAGCUGCACAGACUCUGUGACAGAAUAGAGGGUCUUCAUCCAUCCAAAACAAAGCUGGAACUCCAGAAGCAUUUGGCAGGGUUGGAAAACCAGGAGCAGGCAGAUGUGUUUGAGAGCACCAUGAAAGCCAGACCGAAGUCUGAUCAGGAGGAGAACGAGUUGAUCAUAUCAUGUCUAAGACGACAUUACGAGGAGAGACAGAAGACACACACUCAUGCACACAAUGGACAGAACAAAAAGGCUGCUCAGGAGGUUUCUGUAAAUGCUGAAAACAAUGCAAGUUCCAGUCGUGUUCGUCUGGAGGAGCUGAAGUCUAGAGCCAAGCGAUCGCUCACUGAAUCACUUGAGGGGAUCUGGAAGGGCAGUAAUAAGCCCAAAUCCCAGAAGGACAACAGUGAAGGAGAGAGUAAUUCCUCCAGCUCUACAACCCUGAACAGCACAAACCAGGAAACAUCAUUAGAGGAGCCUCUCUGUUCUUUCCUCCCUUCCAGUCCCCUCCGCUCCCAUAAUUCCACAGGGGACCUAAAGCGCCUCGAAGGCUCAGCUACAGGUCAAGGAGGUCCUGAGAGUCCGCCUCAGGGUUUCAGGCGUCGGGCAAGCACGUUCAGUCACUCUCCCACGCUGUCGUCGCCAGGGCCGAACCUGCCCCCUCAGCCACUCACUGCAUCUUCCAAACCCAAACUGGUCCGACACUACUCCGUCAGCACAGACUCGCCACACCAGACCAAUCUUUCCUCCCCUCCGGCCUCUUCCUUUACACGGCCAAUGAGGCCACGUGCUUUUGAUCUUGAUCAUUCCACUCGACCAUUCAAGCGAAGUCCAUCAGGGCUGAGUGUAUUCAGGGCGAGAUUACACUCCUCCUCUUCUGUUCCAAAUUUCCUCAAAUUUCUGGCCCCUGUAGUGGAAAGCGAUGAUAGCUAUGAGUCUCAGAGGAAGAGUGAUGUUGCAGCCCUUUCCAGUCCUGGAGCCGUGUGUUUCAUUGGGGACGACAGUCCAUUACGUAACCGAAGACAUUCCUGGAGACAGCAGAUCUUCCUAAGGGUUGCCACACCACAGAAGGGUUCAGACGCCAUAGAAUCCACCUUAGAGGUUGGCAGCAGAAUGGCGCUCGGAGGUGGAGUGGGGGGCGGAGAGAGCUCUCUGGGGGCGGUACCAGAGGAAAAGCGAAAGAAAAGUCGGGAGGAGCUGAGGGAAUUGUGGCAAAAAGCCAUUCUCCAACAGAUCUUACUCCUGCGGAUGGAGAAAGAAAAUCAAAAACUUCAAGCUUCAGAGAGCGAUCUGCAGUGCAGACGACUGAAGUUGGACUAUGAAGAGAUCACGCCGUGCCUGAAAGAUGUCACUUUGGUGUGGGAACGAAUGCUCGGCACCGCUGGAAGGUCAAAGAUCAAAUUCGACACGCAGGAGAUCCACAGAGCCGUGGGACAAGGCGUUCCUCGUCAGCAUCGUGGGGAGAUCUGGAAGUUUCUUUCGGAGCAGUAUUUGCUAAAGCAAGAGGUGCCCAACACCAAACCUCCAAAUAAUGACACUCCAUAUAAAGAGCUUCUCAAGCAACUCACGUCCCAACAGCAUGCCAUCCUCAUAGACUUGGGACGUACGUUUCCCACGCAUCCAUAUUUCAGUGCUCAGCUGGGUGCUGGACAGUUGUCCCUCUAUAAUCUACUGAAGGCAUAUUCUCUGUUGGACCCAGAGGUGGGCUACUGCCAGGGUUUGAGUUUCGUGGCUGGUGUGUUGCUACUCCACAUGAGCGAAGAAGACGCUUUCCACAUGCUCCGGUUCCUCAUGUACGACAUGGGGCUGCGAAAACAGUACAGGCCUGAUAUGAUCAUACUGCAGAUUCAGAUGUACCAGCUGUCUCGUCUAUUGCAUGACUAUCACAGGGAGCUGUACUCUCAUCUGGAGCAGCACGAAAUCGGCCCCAGUCUCUAUGCUGCCCCCUGGUUUCUCACCGCCUUCGCCUCACACUUCCCGCUGGGAUUUGUGGCCCGAGUGUUUGACAUGCUGUUUCUCCAGGGAUCGGAGGUUAUCUUCAAAGUGGCCCUGAGUCUGCUUGGUAGCCACAAGCCUUUGAUUCUUCAACAUGAAAAUCUGGAGUCUAUUGUUGAGUUCAUCAAAACAACAUUACCCAAUCUCGGCCUUGUGCAAAUGGAAAAGACCAUCAACCAGGUGUCUGAGAUGGAUAUCAGUAAGCAGCUGCAGGCCUAUGAGGUGGAAUAUCACGUUCUUCAGGACGAGCUCCUGGAUGGCCCCUCCACUCUAAGCCAAUCACAGCGAGUUGCCCAGCUGGAAAAGACCAAUGGAAGCCUCCGGCAGCAAAACUUGGACCUUUUAGAGGAACUACAGGUUGCCCAUGCUAAGAUCCGAUGUCUGGAGACCCGUGCGGAGGGCCUGGUGAGCCGAGAGGCCGAGCUGCAAUUGGAGGUUAAAACUCUACAGCAGGAACGGGCAGAGCUGCUCCAAACUGUAUCCAACCUAAGAGCUCUCCAAAGCAGCCUGGGAAUAAACGCCCCUUGCCCCACCCUGGAUGACCUUACUACUGCAAUCACCAACUAGUAGCCAUACCAGAAAUGGAUAUAUAUAUAUAUAUAUAUAUAUAAAGUCCAGCACUGAUAAACCAUGACAUGUCAUCACUAGGGCUAAACUCCAUCUUUUGAUGUGAUGCAUCAGCUCUGUUAAUCUCUAAUCCUCUCCUCUCUAAACUGUUUUUUAGUGGAGGACAGGAUGAAGUUUUCAGGACUCUUUCAGUGAACUCCGAUGUCCCUUCCUUAGAAUUUCUUUCUGAGGACUGAUACAGGGUACCUGUAUAAGAACAACAUUCAAUGAUCAAAUUGCUGAGAUUUCCGGUGCUUCGAGCUUUUGUGACUUUUUUAGGUCACUUUUUUUAACAAGUGCACGUUCUUUCACUCCCUGCUAUCAGUUUGGAGUGGCAAUGACCCCGACAAAGCCUCUCUGAGGUGGAUUUGACUUGACUGGUCUGUUUUCAUGACACAUAAGAUUGACAGAUCCCCAGUUAGCACUGACCAGCCCGUGGAGCGGCUCGGAUGAUUGCACUCCAAUUGUGCAGCGCAAAGUUUGCACCCUGUACUUGUUGUGUGUGUGUAGUUUCGUGUAUGCGUGUGUAUGUGGAAAUCCACGUGGCCAAUAGCUCCAUUACCAGUGCAAUAGAAACUUGAAUUAAAAAACGACACUGUAAUCCUGUACAUCUUCUGUUAGAACAGAAACCAAAGUGCAUAUUCAAAAACAGAUUUUUUUCAGACUUCAUUAGAGUCUGAAAUGCUGCUGAUUUAAUAACAUGAAAAUAACAUGAAAUCCAUAAUUUUUUUUAUUUUACAUAUUACACAUAAAAGUGUUCAUAAUGCAAAACUUUUAUUAAUCUGCAUAUAUAAGAACUGUUCAGUUUGUUGUGCUAAACAGGAUUUUUUUUGUUUUGGUACCUAUUGAACCAAAGAUUUUUAUUUACGUCUUUUCUUUUUCCGUGGCAUGCAUUGGAUAUUUAUAUGUGUAGUUUAUUCGUUCGACCACGUCAGUCGCUGACACGUUUUAAACGCACGUCUCCGUUCGAGCAUGAAAUGUUUUGACAGAUAGAAAUAAAAGGUGUGUGUGAACACGGAAAGAAAAUGAAUGUUAUUACAUCAUGUGCGUGACAAUGCUUUCUUACCCUCCUGACCUCUUUUUCUCUUUUGGAGAAUUCUUGUUUGUUUUUCUGUGACGGUGUUUAAACAUUGUUGUUGAUGAAGUGGUUUAUUUUUAUCGAUUUUUAUUGAGAGUGUUAUUCUCGCUGUUUUCAUUAAACUACUUUAUAAACGAA